Messenger RNA from Quercus robur (English oak), 3187 nucleotides. RefSeq names its product mediator of RNA polymerase II transcription subunit 15a-like. Bases 307 to 3027 code for a protein of 906 amino acids. Lineage: Eukaryota; Viridiplantae; Streptophyta; Magnoliopsida; Fagales; Fagaceae. The transcript has 9 exons. Gene Ontology annotation, molecular function: transcription coactivator activity; chromatin DNA binding. The record is from RefSeq and is a predicted model, not a curated record.
GCUCAGACAUAGGGACUGAAAAAGGCAAUGCCAACUCAGUAGGCCCCACCUUCCAUAUUUAAACCUGUUACCAAACAGGUGUCUUUUCACACUAGCGGCUAUAUAUAUAUGUUCAUCUCUCUGUAGAACUCUUAUCACAGUAUAACAGUUUCCUUGUGCCUCAAGCAACAACUCCAUAGCCAAAGCUAGCACUCCAUUUUUUAACGUUCUCACACUGAUACAGAUUGUACCUUCAAGUUUCCAAAUUCGCCGCCAAGGAAAAUCCUCAUACACACCAAUUAACUGCAGUAUUCCAAGCUAUAUAUCAUGCAAACAAAAUCGUCUGUAGGUUCUGAUCAUCCACAGAGCCAGAAGUCUUCGUGUCAAGUGUUUUCACAGCAUCCUCAUCUGGUUUUGAAUCAUCCUAAUCUGGUUUUGAAUCAACCACAACAAACACAACAUGCUCCUGUUAAUAAAUCACAGCCAUCAUUGGCAUCACAUCAGCAACAACAGUUAAAGAACUCAAAUCUGGCUGCUACUAGUAUAGCACAGAAUCAGCAAAACAAUCAGUCAAACACACAUCAGCAGCAGUUGUCUCGACAAAGUAAUUUCCCUUCACUACAGCCGUGCCAGCAGCUACGUGCGAAACAAUGUGGUAACUCUAGUAUGCUGCAAACUAUGGAUGCAAUGGAGAGGCAAACACAGCAGACAGAUUCGGCUUUAGUGCUGACUCAAGGGCAACAAUCAGAACCAAAGCUUCCACAGAGGCAACUGAUAUCUCAAUCACAGCAAAAACAGAUGCAACAACCUCCAAAUCCAUCACAAGUUAUGAUGGGAAAUUUUCAGACAUUGGGAGCAAUAUAUUCGACAUCUGGGAAAAGGUUUGCAAAUAUAAGUGAUUUGCAAGAGGACACUUAUCAGAGGGUUGAACAGUUAAGGAGCAGGUUUUUGAAACAACUUAAUGGUUGGCAGCAAUUGUUAACUAAAAGACUCCAGCAGCAUGCUUCUGUUCCUCAACAGCCAAAGACGGGCCAAACAGAGAAAAUUAAGACUACAUUGUCCAUGUUGGAUCAAAUUAUAUGCUUCCUAAAUGUGCCCAAAAACAAGAUCACAUCUGCUUAUGAGAGGCAGAUCGAUAAAGCUGAGAAGAGGAUACUUUGUGUCCUUCACUCACUUAGAGAGAAGUCUGUUUCUUCAAUGCAGCAGGGAAAAAGUCAUCCUAACCUGCAUUCUGUGCAGCAUUUGGCACAGCCACAAUCUCGGACACUUCAAGUACAUCAACAUGAAGAUCGAAAGACACCCCAACUACAAUCUACUAAGCCACAGAGUUUUCUAACAGCAAUGCAGCAGGACAACUUAACAGGCUUGCAACAGGAUUCAAAGUCUUCUUUGUCAGAUCCUGCAACUUUGCAGCAAAACAUGAUGAAUUCACAAGGGCUUUUGAUAAUUUCACAAGAAGAAGAUACGGUGAAAUCAAUGCAGCACGUUGCCAAGGGAUCUUUGCAGUGUCCUGCGAGCACUCUCCCACAAUUAAAUGUGAACAGCUUUUUGUCGAGAAGGCAAAUGAAUGAACCACAGUCAAAUGUGAUUCCUCUUGAAUCAAGUUCUAAUACACCUAAGAACAUGCAUCCGAAACAAAAGUGGGAACAUCAGGAUGUACCGACUCAAAUGCCUAAGCAAGAAUAUCAAAAGCACAAAAUGCAGAAGCAAUUGGUACAACAGAAUCAACAAAUAUUGCAACAGCAGCAAAAGCAGGUUACAGAGCUGCUGGCUCAUGAGAAACAACAGCAUCAGUUGAAUGACAUAAAUCACUUGAAAGUAAGAUUAGGGAUGGGUGUUGAGAAACCACAGCAUCAGGAAAUUGCAGUAAAGGACACAAGAGCUAAACGAGGGAUUAGUGAUAAAUCAGGACUUCUUUUGCAACAUCCAUCAGGUGGUCAAAGUUCAAUGUAUAUUUCUCAGCAUUCAAAUUCUGGAGCUUCAUUUCCUACUUCUUCGCCCAAAGUCUCCUGUCCCCAACUAGCUCAGAAAUCUCCUCAUAUUGAUGUGCAAAAUUUGACAACACCUCUUACAGGAGUUGAAACUCCUUUCCAUGUUGCAAAUUCUACCUCUGCCAGUGUCAUACCUUCUUCUUCCUUGAAUCGACUUGGACACAGACCUGGUUCAAUUGAACCAGGCACAUCACUUGUUGUAUGCACUCCUGAGAUGUCAGCCUCACCAUUGCUUGAGAAGUCCAAUAAUCUGGAUGGCAUAAAUUAUAAAAUGUCUAAAAUCAAUUCUGCUGAGCCAAGUGUUGCUGAGCAGCCUAUUCAGCGCUUAAUUAAUUUGGUGAACUUGAUCUCAUCUAAAGCCUUAAGUGCUUCCGUUAGUGAAAUUGGAGCAGUAGUGUGUAUGACCGACCAGAUAUCAAGUUCACCACCAGCUAAUGGAACAAGGAAAAUGAAGCGCUGCACAAAUGCUAUGCCCAUAAAUGAUAGCUUCGAACAAUGGAUUGAUAUGGAGAAACCUGAGUUGGAGUCAUCUGUAACAUCUAGUACUAAAAGGCCUAGGAUUGAGGCUAAGCAUGCUCUGUUUGAAGAAAUUAAGGGGAUAAACCAGCAACUGAUAGACACUGUGGUAGUUCUUGGUGAUGAAGAUACCAUCCCAACUGCAGCUGCAACUGCUGCUAGUGAAGGUACCAUCGUCAAGUGCUCCUUCAGUGCUGUGUCUUUCAGUCCAAACUAUAAGCCACAGCAGCUUUCAACUCAGAUGUCACCAAUUGAGCCCUUAAGAUUGCUUGUUCCUACAAAUUAUCCAUAUACUUCUCCAAUAUUCCUAGACGAAAUGCCAGUGGAAGCUAGAGAAGACCAUGAGGAUCUUUCAGUAAAGGUGAAGUCAAGGCUCAAGGUGUCCCUCCGAAGCCUGCUAAAACCCUGGUCGCUUGGGGAGAUAGCUAUGACGUGGGAUUUUUGUGUUAGAGCAGUUAUCUCUGAGCAUGCCCAGCAGAAUGGUGGAGGGAACUUCAGCUCAAAAUUCGGAACUUGGGAGAAGUUUCUCAGUGCUGCUUGAAUCAUUUGCAUUUGCAUAUAAUCUAUUUGUAUGAUUACUCUCGAUAGGCACUGAGGCAGGUUCAGCCAGAGUUGAUGAAAUUAAGUAUUGUCUGCUAAUUGUAUCAGUUGGGAUGCUUGUAAAGAUUUGUUUAUAUGUUGAUUUAUUAUUGUUUUUGUAA